Messenger RNA from Olea europaea var. sylvestris, 921 nucleotides. Its product is annotated as probable protein ABIL5. Lineage: Eukaryota; Viridiplantae; Streptophyta; Magnoliopsida; Lamiales; Oleaceae. The record is from RefSeq and is a predicted model, not a curated record. The transcript has 8 exons. The coding region runs from base 111 to 776 and encodes 221 amino acids.
GACUCACGGGAUUCCAGUCCCUUUUUCACCAACAUAAACACAUAUUUAUAAACAUUAUUAUAUGUAUAUGAAAAGAACACAAGCUGGGUAGUUCAGUUUUAGUAGAAAGAAUGAAAGAUACUGAAAAAUCUCAUGUGGAACAACAGCCUCAGCCCGAUAUUGCUGAUGCUGAAGCUGAAAAUCCAACACACUUCAAGAACUCUCUGCAAGAGCUGAAGGACUUUAGCUCUCAACUUCAUCAUGCUGCUGAUUAUUGCCAAACUUCUUUUUUGAAUGACAGAAACAAGGGAAUUACUGUGGUGGAUAACACCAAGGACUACAUAUGCAAGGCUAUGGUUAUAAUUGUUGACCAUUUAGGCAGCAUAUCAUCUAAUCUUGAAUCUUGUGUUUCAAAGAGCAAUACAAUUCCUGAAACUCAACAAAGGAUUGAGACCUUGAAACAGAGACUUUUAACGUGUCAACAAUACUCACAGAAGCUUGCUCUAGCAAACAUUUAUUGGAGUGCUGAUUUUCGAAGAUAUCACCGUCACUAUACAUCAACUACGGCAGAUUCAACAACAAUGAAUCCAGAAUCAAGUACGAGGAAAAUGGAGAGGUCUCCAAAUCCAGGGUUGCUGGUUGACAAUAGCCUAUCGAUUUCGCCAAAAGCUGAAAAAACAUAUUUUGAGUUUCAGGCGACUCCAAAGGUCAAACGUAGCAUGUUGAAUUGGAAAUUACUCAACAAAAGAGAAAUGAAAUCACGAAUUAUUCGACGUCGUAGACGGACUCCAACUUAAAUACUAUAUAUAUGGUAUUUAAAUAUUCUAUAUGUAUAGUCACGGUUUGCUCUAGACAAUGUUUGUUUUUGUAUAAUGUUAUGUCACGUAUUGUCUUUGGAAACUUAUGAGUCUUAAUUAAUUAAAUUUUAACCAGAUCUUAUAA